Messenger RNA from Paramecium pentaurelia, 1214 nucleotides. The record is from the annotation of a GenBank genome assembly. Lineage: Eukaryota; Ciliophora; Oligohymenophorea; Peniculida; Parameciidae.
AUGGAGUAAUAAUAAAUAGUUAAGAAAAAGAGGUCAAGGUCGUAAAAAACCAAUGGAGAUUCUAUACCUGCAUUUUUAUUAAAAACUUAUGAGAUAAUAGAUGUAUAAAUAAUAAGCAAUUCUUAGAAUCCUAAUAAUUAAGAUGUCAUUAGUUGGAAUGAAGAAGGAAAUGCAUUUAUAGUUAAAAAAGUUAAUGAAUUUUCAGAUGUUAUUCUACCAAAGUCAUUCAAGCAUAGCAACUUUGCAUCAUUUGUUCGAUAAUUAAAUAUGUAUGACUUUCACAAAACCAGACAUGAUAAUAAUGAAAAUGAAUUUAAACAUAAAUCAUUUUAAAGAGGAAAAAAGUAAAAAUUUUAAAUAUAUGUAGACAUUUAUUAAGUUAAAUUAAAAGAAAGACAAAUGAUUAAAAAGAAUAAAAUUCUUUGACUCUUAUAAAAACUGAUAUAGUAAGAAAUGGGAAUUAGGAAAUUCCAGAAGUAUUAUUAUAAUAUUAAUAAAAAAGAUAUCUAUGCAAAUGUCAAAAUUGUAAAACAAAUAGAAUGAGCUAGAAAAAUUAAUGAAAAUUCUAAUAAAAUAAAAUGAGAAAAUUUUAAAAGAAAAUAAGUAUUUGUGGACAGAACUAAUGAAAAAUAAGUAUUUAUUAAAUGAUAAAGAGGCAUAAGAAUGAAAAUUCUGAAGAAUAAAUAAUGAAAUGGGUUUUAUAAUCAUUAUAAGGCAAUAAAUCAAAUGGAAAACAUAAAAAUAUUUAAAAUAAUAAUCUUUUAAUGAUUAAAUAAACAAGUGAAAAUGAUGAUGAAGUUUAAAAUGAAAUUUAACAUUAAAAAUUAUUUGAUAAUGAAAAAUCAACAUUUGAUUAACUUCCAUAGUAAAUAUUAAAAUAAAAUUUUGAAUAAUAAAUAGAAUAAUUAUCAAAAACUUAAAUAAUAUAAAUUUUGAUGAAAGCAGUUGCUAAUAAUUAAAAAUAAGAAAAAAAAAAUAUUUUUAAAUAUGAAGAAGAUGAUGUUAGUUUUGAAGAAGAAUAUCCAAUAACUAAAAAAUUAGAUUUAAAAUCAGAAAAUGAAGAGAAAAAAUAAGAUAAUCAAUUAAUUGUUUAUAAUGAUCCAUUUUCUUUUCAUAAAUUAGAUGAUAAUUAUAUUAUAGCAGAAUCACCUAAUUUAAGUAGAAAGAAUUCUUUUUAUGAUCAUGAUCCUAUUCCUUAAUUUUAUGAAUUUUGA